AUGUCUCACUUCGGAAGGUCAGGCCCUCCAGACAUCUCCGACACCUACUCCCUCCUCGUCCUUAACAUCACUUUUCGUACAACCGCCGACGACCUAUUUCCGCUCUUUGAUAAGUACGGCAAGGUCGUUGACAUCUUCAUCCCCAAAGAUCGAAGAACCGGUGAGUCGAGGGGUUUCGCUUUUGUGCGUUACAAGUAUGCUGAUGAAGCUUCCAAGGCCGUUGAUAGGCUCGACGGAAGAAUGGUUGAUGGCCGUGAAAUAACUGUCCAAUUUGCAAAAUAUGGACCUAAUGCUGAGAGGAUUCAGAAAGGAAGGAUUAUUGAAACAUCUCCGAGAUCAAAGACCUCAAGGAGCCGCAGUCCCAGCAGGAGAAGGCAUCGUGAUGAUUACAGAGACAAGGAUUAUAGGAGGAGAAGUCGCAGCAGGAGUUAUGACAGGCAUGAACGUGACAGGUAUCGCGGAAGAGACAGGGACAGUCGUCGCCGAAGCAGAAGCCGUAGUGCUAGUCCUGGUUACAAGGGCCGUGGGAGGGGGCGCCAUGAUGAUGAGCGUCAUAGUAGAAGCCGGAGCAGAUCAGUGGACAGCCGCUCCCCUGCCCGACGCAGUCCUAGUCCUAGAAAGAGCCCUUCUCCUAACAAGAUGUCUCACCACGAGGUCGCCAUGAUGCUUCCCGAAGCCCAUCCCCUCGAAAUUCAAAUGGUGAUGAAUAAGCUGUUUUUCUUGAAAUGUGAUGGUAUUAUCAGAGUCUUGGUAACAAUUUAUGAUCUAAGUGCAGUUUGUUAUGAUCGGGAAAAGUGA
Molecule: messenger RNA, 798 nt
Organism: Vicia faba (fava bean)
Lineage: Eukaryota; Viridiplantae; Streptophyta; Magnoliopsida; Fabales; Fabaceae
Source: the annotation of a GenBank genome assembly